Molecule: messenger RNA, 396 nt
Organism: Arabis nemorensis
Lineage: Eukaryota; Viridiplantae; Streptophyta; Magnoliopsida; Brassicales; Brassicaceae
Source: the annotation of a GenBank genome assembly
AUGGAAGCAGCGACAAAACAAAGCGUUACAAAUCGUGCUUCUCGCCGUGAAAUCAGCUUCUGGCAAGACUUACAGCCAAUUAGCGGCGGAGACAGCGCGAUGAUGUCUCCGCCGUGGAGAUCCUAUGAUCCCAACCUCAUCCAAGAACCCACCAUCUACAGGUUGAAUGAAGCAGUGAUGCAUUUAGGUGAGAGUAUAAAGGAGAUUAUCAACGAAGAUUUCGGCGAUGGCAUCAUGUCGGCGAUAGACUUCUAUUGUUCUGUGGACAAAAUUAAAGGAGUGGAUGGUAAUAAGCGUGUCGUCGUGACACUUGAUGGGAAGUAUUUGUCACAUUCCGAACAUAGGAAGGAGAAUAUGGUCUCAAGGUUAAAUCUCCGGGGAAGUAAAAGCGAGUAA